AUGAUCAUUCAUACUACUACUACUACUACUACCACUACUACUACUACUACUACUACUACUACUACUACUACUACUACUAUUACUACUACUACUACUACUACUACUACUACUACUACUACUACUACUACUACUACUACUACUACUACUACUACUACUACUAUUACUACUACUACUACUACUACUACUACUACUACUACUACUACUACUACUACUACUACUACUACUACUACUACUACUACUACUACUACUACUACUACUACUACUACUACUACUACUACUACUACUACUACUACUACUACUACUACUACUACUACUACUACUACUACUACUACUACUACUACUACUACUACUACUACUACUACUACUACUACUACUACUACUACUACUACUACUACUACUACUACUACUACUACUACUACUACUAAAUUGGCAUUUGGUGCUGAUUGCUUGAUUCAUGGUAUUAAUAAUAAUAAUACUCGUCUUUUUAUAUUCUCUAUUACAGUACUUUAUCAAUUCGCCUUGGAUAAUCGAAUAGUUUGGACAGCUGGACAAAAUUGUUAUUUUCCAAGUUUUGUACAUCAUUCACAUGAAUCAAUUUGGAUGACAGAUUAUGGUUUAAAUAAUUUACAUCAACAAUCUCAAAAUAGUAAUAAUGACAACAACAAUAAUAAUAUUAAGAAAACGUCAUUAUUCUAUUCACUUCAGUUACCGGAAGAAUUGUACAAUUACAAAUUUAAUUUUUUAAAUUUACAAUAUGGUUGGUUACAAAUGUUAUUUACAAGAGAUUCACAUCAUGCAUGGUUAUUCUUAUCAUGCCAUCAUAUUCUUUAUACAAAACAUCAGAUAUUUUUUGCUUCAUUAAAAGAUUACUUAACGAGUAUUUGCAGUGUAGAUGACCAAACUACUUACAAAAGUAAUAGUAGUAAUAAUAUACAUUGGUUUAGUGCUACAAACAGCAGAAGUAUGAAUUAUACAAAAUUAAUGUAUAAUAAUAAUAAUAAUAAUAAUAAUAAUAAUAAUAAUAAUAAUAAUAAUAAUAAUAAUAAUGAGAAUGAGAAUAGUAAUCCUACAAGCAGUUUACAAGCAUCAUUAGGUUAUGUGAAACUAUCAUGUUCUUGGCAAUCCGGUAAAAAUAUUUAUUUAGUACAAUUUACACAUCCUAAAGGAAAAUCCAUUUAUCAAUGUGUUAAAUUUGAACUUAUCAAUGAAAUAGAUUCAGUAUCAGUGUUUAAUCUAUUUUUAAGUGAAUAUACCUCACCUACAGCUGAUUUAACAUUGUGUCAUCCUACAGCGUUUAAAUAUGAUUCAUCAAAAUGGAUUGCCAGUCUAUCUCCAAAUACAGAAAUUAGCAAAACAUUAUGCCCAAUAUCAGGUGGAUUUCAAAUAAGUCAAAUACUAGAUUUAAAAAAUAAUGAAGUCCUAUGUGAACCUCACGUUUAUUCGACUUUGGAAAGUGAGUGCAUGUCAGGUGAAGGUAUCUUAUGGACAUUUUUACAACCUCAAUGUAAUCCAUUUGUACAAAACUAUAAGACUCACUUUCAAUGUCAUUCAACAUGGAAACUGAAUAAUUUGAAUUAUAUUCUCAUCUAUCAACAAAUAAAUCAGUAUACUUAUGAAUUUUAUCAACUGGUUUAUUUACAAUUACCAGAGGAAUUAUCAAUAGAAUCAAAAACUUAUGAAAAAUUUUCACCAAUAUGGAUUAUUUAUGGUUUACAAUUAAAUAAAAUAAUUGAACAAAUAAUAAUUAAUCGUAUUUAUACAUGGAAUUCUAUUGAACGUUAUAGUUCUAAAUCAAAAAAUAUUGUAUUAUAUAAUACAAGUAUCAAACUAUAUGAAGUACAAAUUCGAAGAGCAUUUGGAAAUUGUGAUGAUGAACGUGUCAGUUGUACUCAUGGUUGCGAACAUAAUGCAAGAAAUCAAUUUUUUUGUCAUAGAAGUUGUCUAGUUCCAGGACAGACUUGUGGUAACAUUAUUCAUGAUUCGUGUAAAUUUCAUCCAAAUUAUUAUGGUACAUGGGAUUUAAUUGAACCGAGUUCAAUUCAAGAAUCAGUGGGAUAUGAACAUCCAAGUAGUCGUUUAAUGGCUCAGUUUUUCAUUAAAAAUGACAAAUUAAUUAUAUCUUCAGUAACUGGUAUAUCGUAUACUAUGGAUUUGUAUUGUGUUAAAGAAAUACAAGAAUCCUUAUAUGAUCGUUAUAUUCUACGAAGUGAUUAUCAAACAAAUGGAUGUUAUUCCAGAGAUCUAUGUUUAGAAAUCUAUCGUGGUAAUAAAAAUGAUUUCGAAACAUCAUCAAAUGUCAAUGCAAUACUUUAUAGAAUGUCUGUCGGUGGUAAACAUCUUUUAACCGAUAUAUGUCAAUUCAAUAAUGAUAAUCAAUUAUAUGGUCGAACAAUUUAUCCAUUAAGAGGAAAUAUAUUAAUACGAAAUACAGCGGAUAAAAAAUCUAUCACUCCUACUGGUAUUACUAAAUGUGGACUAUAUCAAAUACGUCUUACUGGUAAAUUGUUUAUUCUCAAUACUGAACCAACACAGUUUGGUAGUCAGGAAGAUCUGUUUAAUGUCACAAAUAAACAAUCUAUUAAUAAUCGUUUGGGAAAAGAUGAUCAUACAAAUAUAAUGUCUCAUAUAAAUGGAAAGUUAUUAAAUACAUAUGAAGCUAAUGAUGAUAAAAGCUAUCAAGGACCAUGUUCAAUAGAAAUCAGUGAUUUCAAUCCAAAUCUAGGUAUCUCUGGUGAAUUCGAUAAUACACUAAGAAUUAGACAUUAUUGUGAAUCUACCAUUUAUCCUAGUAUAUUUAAAUCAGAUCAUCAAUGUAUUGCAUCGUUUAAUAUUGAUGGAAUUUCAACUAUUUCCUCAUCUUAUUUCUUACUUAUCACAUAUCUUAAAAUUACAGAUCAGUAUUAUUGUCUAAUCAUUGAAAUCAACAGAAAUAAUGAUGAUAUGAAUAAUAAUAAUGGUAAUAAUCAUAGCAAUCAAAAUUACACAAUCUUUAUGUAUCAUUCACCUCAGUGUCAAUAUGAAACUACACCAUUUGAAGCUAUUAAAUUAGAUGAAAAUAAAGCAUUUGCAAAAUUAUUACUCACUUCAACACAAAGACAAAAUGACAAUUCUAUAAGUAGUAGUAGUAAUACCAUUAUAACUCCAAUAUUGAAAUCAUUCAAUAAAAGUUUUUAUUUAUCAUCUAAUAAAUUAACAAGACCAAUUCAACAAUAUACAACAAUUCAUAAUGAUUAUCAACAACAAAAUUUGACACGUUUUAAAGCGUUACGUUUUCUAUCGAAACCAAUUAAAAAAACGCGAAGUUUCUUUAUCAUCAAUAAUCAAUCCUCAUCAAUCUAUUCAACUAUUUCUUCUUAUAAUUAUUUAUUAUUAUUUUUAAUUAUAUUUAGAAUUUAUUGUUAA
Messenger RNA from Schistosoma haematobium, 3402 nucleotides. RefSeq lists its product as uncharacterized. The coding region runs from base 1 to 3402 and encodes 1133 amino acids. Lineage: Eukaryota; Metazoa; Platyhelminthes; Trematoda; Strigeidida; Schistosomatidae. The transcript is spliced from 16 exons. The record is from RefSeq and is a predicted model, not a curated record. Gene Ontology annotation, cellular component: extracellular matrix.